Molecule: messenger RNA, 1991 nt
Organism: Anastrepha obliqua
Lineage: Eukaryota; Metazoa; Arthropoda; Insecta; Diptera; Tephritidae
Product: N-acylneuraminate-9-phosphatase
Exons: 3
Coding region: 237-1415 (392 amino acids)
Molecular function (GO): hydrolase activity
Source: RefSeq, a predicted model, not a curated record
GCUGUCAGUUCCAUUUAACCUACUCAGCUGCAAUUUGUGUGCAGUUGAUCGGUCUCAUAGUUUUAAUUAUUUGAUAAAUUAUAGUUAAGCUAAAUUGGUGCUAAAACGUCUUCAAAUUCUUAUCACAAUAAGCAAUUGUGUUCCUGCUAUUUGUAUUAAUACUAAUACAACGUGUAAAAUAAUAUUUUUUAUUGCAUCAGCGAAAAAAUUCGCUUAUCCACUAAGUUUUUACUCUGAUGGCCGAAGGUGAAAUUGUAAACGACAAAAGCACAAAAAAUGCUGCUAAUUUAUGUAUAACUACGUCCAAUAGCGCCAAUAUAAAUAACGCUAUAUUGGGUGAAAAGCUAAGAAAGAUUACUGCACUUUUCUUCGAUUUGGACAACACAUUGAUUCCUACCCGCUCGGGUGAUUUGAAAGCUGUCAAAAAGCUAAGUGAAGUGCUCGAAAAUCAGUUUGGUUUGUCGAAAGAAGAAUCUAGCCUUGCAACUCAAUCAUUUCUAAAAGCAUUUCGUCGUUGCCCAGAUAACUCGCAGACAUCUCUAGACUCCUGGCGCACUUACUUAUGGCGUGAAGCUCUUCCACCUCGCUACAAACAUUUAGCUGAGCAGAUCUACCCAAAAUGGUUACAACUUCGUUAUCGUUAUCUAGCUCUAUCGGCCGAUUACGUACAGAUGUUAAUUCGUGCUCGUGAAGCUAAUUUCUUACUGGCGCUCAUUACUAACGGACCAUCCAAUGCACAGUGGGAAAAAAUAAACAAGUUGCACGUAAGUCAAUAUUUCGAUUGCAUCCUUGUUUCAUCAGAUUUGCCAUGGGAAAAACCGAAUCCACAAAUAUUCUACGCCGCCUGCAACUUUCUGGGAGUCCCUCCAUCGCAAUGUGUUAUGUUUGGUGAUAAACUAGAAUCGGACAUUAAGGGAGGCUGUCUGGCUGGAUUGGGCGCCACAUUUUGGAUACCUCUGAAUCCGGGCGAGAUAGACUUGAACGAUAUUCCACAUAAACCGGAUUUUACUCUUAAGCAAUUAUUAGAUUUAUAUAAAUGUUUCCCAACACUAAACAACACUCGGAAUAUACGCUCUAACUCAAAUAGCAACACGACCAGCACAAGCGCACAAAGCAACGCUACUACAACAUCCUCCAUAGUGCAUGGCAAUAACGGUGCUAUAGCUGCUAUACCUCAGUAUCGACGUAGAGGUAGUCAAAUUAGUCAUAGUCGAACCAUAAGUACCUGUUACAGUGAUCUUCAACAUCAUCAAACACAUCAUACUCCACUUGAGUUUGGGCAAGAGUCUAAUGAUGAAUGGUUCAGCGAACGUUUGAAUCAAGAGCAAUGCAGACAACGCCGCGGGGGCUCACUACCAACAAUGGAUUAUUUGAAUAGUGAAGCAGAAAAUAGCUCAGACAGUUUGUUUAGCUAAAUAUUUUUGUAAAGAAGGCUGUGCAUAUUUCUCAGAUAAACACCCCCAACACAUGCUCAUUCUACGAUCCUAAAUAUAAACGAAUGUACAAUGAAUAAAUUGCAAUAAAUCACAACAAAGUAAGGGCUUCGAAACUUCACGUGAUACGACAUAAAUAUAUAUACCUACAUACGUAGCUAUAAAUAAGAUAUGCAUGCAGGUAGCUACCGUUGAAAUCUACCCUUAUUCUGCACACUAACUUGAAUUGGUUGUGCUCUUCACGCUUGUAAGUGGUAUAUACAUACGUAGUUACUUAAGUAUUUAAGUAUAUUCGAAUUCAUAUGUGAAGGAGUAUGUAUAUUUUAAAGGGAAGCAUCAAAUUUACAAGCUAAAAGUUUUUAAUCAAUAUCUAUAAGUUUUGCAAUUUUUUAUUUGCUUUCAUAUUUUGCAUAGUAGUUAUAGUAAUACUUUUACUAAAUAUAAAUAUGUAUUUGAGAGAAAAAAUGUUGAAAAAAGUUGUAUGAUCAUUGAACUUUUUUAAAGGCUAGUAUUGCGUUUGGGACCUUUGAACGUACUAAGAUGUGGGGAAUGGAGGUA